Misgurnus anguillicaudatus (oriental weatherfish) is the source of this 1852-nucleotide messenger RNA. The record is from RefSeq and is a predicted model, not a curated record. Lineage: Eukaryota; Metazoa; Chordata; Actinopteri; Cypriniformes; Cobitidae.
GCUAUUGCGGAAGUGUCGCUGUACGGGUGCCGGCUGUAUUCCCGGUAACGCAAUGUUCCGCAUACUUGUUUAACGCGUGUGAACUUGACUUUCUGAUCAGAGAUGGCGAAACCUAAGUUAAUAGUUUUUGACCUUGAUUACACCCUAUGGCCGUUUUGGGUGGACACUCAUGUUUGUCCUCCAUUCCACAUCGAUGACAGUGGCACUGUGAGAGAUUCAAGAUUUGCUAAAGUUUCUCUUUACCACGAUACUGAAAAGAUCCUGAGCUCACUCCAUAGCCAAGGAUUCAAGAUUGGCAUCGCAUCACGGACCAGCGAAACGGAGGGAGCCAAUCAGCUGCUGUCGCUUUAUAAGCUCAACCAAUACAUUUCCUUCAAGGAGAUUUACCCCGGGUCAAAGGUCACUCACUUUAAAAGGCUUAAAUCUGACAGUGGGGUCCAGUUUUCUGACAUGAUGUUUUUUGAUGAUGAAGAAAGGAACAUUGUGGAGGUCGGACGUCUGGGUGUUCAUUGUGCGUUGGUUCGUAACGCCAUCACAUGUAAAUUAGUCAACGAUGAACUUGAAAAAUUCAAGAGAAAACAGUGACGUCCGUCUGUGCUUCUGGAGAUACAGCUGCUGAAAAAGAUUAUAAAUAUUUAUUAUAGUAAACAUUAAAUCAUGCUAGUUUUUAUUCGGUUUUACAGUUGUGAGUGUUACAUAGUCAGUGUGUCGUAAUGUUAAUGUAUUUGAAUUUUAUAAAAUAUUAUGAUAUAAAGAAUUAAGGGCCGUUCACAUUGUAAAAUUAACUUUAACGUUAACUAGCGUCCACCGGACGAUAACAAUAACUUUAUGCUAUAUUCUGUCACGAGGCGCAAUACUCAUGCAAAUCAAAUCAAUGGCUUUAACUAAUAUUACAUAUUUCCAUUAAUAAAAAGGCUUGUAAUUGUCAUGUCAUUAAAUUUAUAAAUUGGUUGCAAUUACAGCGGCUAAAACCAGCAGAUGUCCUCUACGAGAGACAGGGUUUCGCUAAACAUUAAAUCUAGUUUGUGUAUCUAAUAUCUUACCUUUUGAAAAGAAAAGUGAUACCAACGAUAUCGUUCAUUGUAUCUUUAUCAUUAUAGUUGUGGUGUAAACUCCGCUAUUCUCUUUAGAAUAAAAAUAUUUUUAAAACAAUAUUUUUUUAUACAGUAGUUAUUGCUGUCUUAUAAUGUGAACAGCACUUUAAUUUUUAGGAAUAUUUUAAAGGAAAAACUUUUAAGAAAGUAAAGAUAGUUUAAUUUGCAAUCUUAAAUCUUUCAUAAAAUGAUUGUAGUUUACUUCAAAAUUACAACAUGCAUUUUGAAAGUAUGUUUCAAAUUGGUUAUAUUGCACAUCAUACGGUGCGUAAAUGUUAGGGCUGCAUGAUACUGGGAGAAAUGAUGUUAUGUAACCCUGGCCACGAAACCAGUCAUAAGUCAUACAGGUAAAUUUGUGGCAAUAGCCAACAAUAAAUUGCAUGGGUCAAAAUUAUAAAAUUAUAAUUUUUUUUAUCAUGUUCCAUAAAGAUAUUUUAUAUAUUUCCUACUGUAAAAAUAUCAAAAUGUAUUUAUCGUUGGUAAUAUUUGGUGCUUUUAUUUGGAAAACUUUAAAUGUGAUUUUCCCCCUAUAUUUUUACUUUUUGGAAAUACAUUGUCCUAUCCUAACAAACUAUACAUUAAUUGAAAGCGUAUUUAUUCAAAUAUCAGAUUAUCUUUUUUGUGGUCACAUGGUUUUUCUGCAGUGUAUAUUACUAUAUGACAAUACUGAAUGACUUCACCAGAUGACUUAUCAACUUCCUUGUAUUUCUUGUAUGUUUCUGAGAUGGUUUAACAUAAACAUACCUCUUGUCAAGCAA